AUGGCAGUGAAAGCGCGUAUGCACGAAGAAACUUUGCGGAAGCAAGAGGAAAGUGUGAAAAAGCAAGAAGCAAUGAGAAGAGCAACAGUUGAGCAUGAAUUGGCCCUAAAACACAAAUAUGAUUUGGAAAAGGUGGAAGCAGAAACGCAUGCUCGAGCGAAAGCGGCUCGUGAGAAUCGUGAUGUUAAUUUGGAACAGUUACGUGCAGCUGAGGAAGAGCGACGAAAAACAACGAUCGAGAAAAUCAAGACCAGCGGAGCGGUUCUAGGCGCCGGUUUGGAAGAAUUUUUGAAUGAUCCUACAAAAAUCGCGAGGGCUGUUGGCGGUAUAACGGUACUUGCUGUUGGACUAUAUGGCGCUAAGCGAGGCACAGCUGUCGUGGCUCGCCAGGUUGAAGCUCGCUGGGGGAAACCAAGCUUAAUUCGGGACACCUCACGCAUCACAGUUUCAGAAGCAUUCAGACAUCCCAUAAAGACAUUCAGGACUAUUUUUCGAGGCAGCGAUGAUCCUCUGAAAGGAAUUGUUUUAAGUCCGGAACUGGAAGCGCGUUUACGAGAUAUUGCUAUAACGACAAGAAAUACUAAGCGAAAUAACGGCCUGUUCCGGAAUGUGUUGUUCCAUGGUCCACCCGGUACCGGCAAAACUCUCUUCGCUAAAAGUCUUGCGCGUCACUCGAGUUUGGAUUAUGCGAUCAUGACCGGCGGCGACGUAGCACCAUUGGGCCGUGACGGCGUAUCAGCGAUACACAAAGUUUUUGAUUGGGCCGAACAUACAAGAAAAGGCAUGGUUUUGUUUAUGGAUGAAGCCGAUGCAUUUCUUCGGAAACGAGCGACCGAACAAAUAAGUGAAGAUAUGCGUGCCACGCUGAAUGCAUUCCUUUACAGAACUGGUGAACAGUCUAGAAAAUUCAUGUUGGUUGUGGCAUCAAAUCAACCGGAACAGUUUGACUGGGCAGUAAAUGAUCGUUUGGAUGAGUUGGUCGAAUUUAAUUUACCUGGUCUCAUGGAGCGAGAACGCAUCAUACUACAGUAUUUUGAUAAAUACAUUGCUGCUCCGGCAACUUCUGGUUCCAGAAAAGCACGGUUGAAAGUGGGAGAUUUCGACUGGGUCAAAAAGUGCAGUGUGAUUGCAGAAAAGACAGAUGGAAUGAGUGGUCGGCAGCUUUCGAAGCUUGUCAUUGGGUGGCAGGCAGCAGCUUAUGCCUCGAUGGAUGGUGUGCUUACAUCGGAAAUGAUUGAUCGAUGCACAGAUGAAAUGGUCGAGCAGCAUAAGCGAAAAAUACUAUGGCUUGACCAGGAACAGCUAGCCGUACGACAGUUUGGACACAAACAAUAG
Molecule: messenger RNA, 1335 nt
Organism: Gongylonema pulchrum
Lineage: Eukaryota; Metazoa; Nematoda; Chromadorea; Rhabditida; Gongylonematidae
Source: the annotation of a GenBank genome assembly